This is a messenger RNA of Paramecium primaurelia, 513 nucleotides long. The record is from the annotation of a GenBank genome assembly. Lineage: Eukaryota; Ciliophora; Oligohymenophorea; Peniculida; Parameciidae.
AUGACUACUAUAAUCCUCUUUAUUUUCUUAAAUGUAUUCAAUUUUUCUUUAACAUAUAAUUGUUAAGGAUAUACUUCCAAAUCAUUUAUAAGAGGUCAUUACAGGGAUGUACUAUCAGAAUAAAAUGGUGGUUUGUUAGAGAAUGCUCGCUAAAUUUAUUUUUAUGGUAAUGGAGAUUUAAAAAGUCCUUUAAAAAACAAUCUUUACUUUUCAUAAGAUAAUUUAUUAUAUUUUGGUCAUGCUAGGUGUGAUCGCAAUGAAUUUAUGAUUUUUCCAUCAACAUAGGCCUAUUAGAUUAACACUAUACGUAUUCGGUUUUGGGAUUAUGACACUAGAAUUCAUAAUUUUUAAGUUUACUGCGAUGAGGUAAAAAUAUAUGAAGGUUUUGCUUAAGGAGUGCUCAUAAUAAAAUUUUCCGAUCGAAUAGUAUAAAAAGUUAGAAUUAAAUCUUUGGGUAAUUCAAUUAAUGGUCAUAUGUCAAUCGUAAAAGUUUAGGCCUUUUAUUAGCUCUGA